Messenger RNA from Cololabis saira (Pacific saury), 4906 nucleotides. RefSeq names its product poly(A) specific ribonuclease subunit PAN3 (gene pan3). Gene Ontology annotation, biological process: mRNA processing; nuclear-transcribed mRNA poly(A) tail shortening. The record is from RefSeq and is a predicted model, not a curated record. Lineage: Eukaryota; Metazoa; Chordata; Actinopteri; Beloniformes; Belonidae. Gene Ontology annotation, molecular function: metal ion binding; poly(A) binding. Bases 227 to 2572 code for a protein of 781 amino acids. The transcript is spliced from 18 exons. Gene Ontology annotation, cellular component: P-body; PAN complex.
CGCUAGCAGCCUGCCUGCGAGCGGACAACAACAACAGGCUACUGCACAGCUGCAUGGACAGAAACAUCAACAACAACCAGCACCAGCACUCCCUGCACGCUGAUACAUUCCCCUGAACUGACCGUCUCUCCUCUGAUGAUGUGAGUCUCCCCCUCCAUGAGCAGCAGCAGCGGGGCAGCAGUUCCAGGGCUGAGCAGCUGGCCGCGGGCCCGCGCCUCUAUGAGCCAUGAGCGGACUCCCAGGACUCCCAGCCUCCGCUCCGCUCCCAGCCGCCACUACUCCCGGCGGCAAGGUCAAGUUCUGCCGAUACUACGCGAAAGACAAGACGUGCUUUUACGGAGAUGAGUGCCAGUUCCUGCACGAGGAUCCGUCCAUGGGGAUGGGGGGCAGCCCGGUCCCGGGCCAGGUCCCGGGCCAGGUCCUGGUCCCAGCCCCGGUCCCGGUCCCGGGGCCCACGGCCGGUGGUACCGGUGGUGCCGGUGCCGGGGCCAAGAAGAGCGAGGCGGCACUGGACGGGCAGCUGCUAGCCAUCCCAGGGAUGGAGGGUGCCACCCUGAGUGAUGCCAGUCUUAACAACUCUUACUUCAGCAGCAGCUUUAUUGGGGUCAAUGGCUUUGGAAGCCCAGCAGAGUCAAAGUACUCAAUGAUGCAGCGAAUGACUACCAGCAGCAGCUCCCCCAGUCUCCUCAAUGAUGGUGCCAAGAAUUACAGCCACAGCACUCAUGAUCCAGUGAACUCUCCGACAUCCUCACUGUUCAGCGAUUUUGGUGCUCUUAGCAUUUCUCAAAGGAGAAAGGCUCCUAACCCUGCAGCAAGUGAGUUCAUCCCCAAGGGAGCUCCACGUAUGGCCAACAUGGCGCAGUCUGCUGUUCAGGCCUUCCCCUCACCUCUAUUCGCACAUCCUGGUCUUGGCAGCUCCACUGCUGCUGCACUGGCUCCAGGCAUGUCACUGUCUGCGGGUUCUUCUCCUCUCCAUUCUCCAAAAAUUACACCUCACACCUCACCUGCUCCUCGUCGGCGCAGUCACACCCCAAACCCUGCCAACUUCAUGGUGCCCACCACCGCCUCUGACCAGAAUCCCCACAUAAUUCAGAAAGAGACUGUCGGAGGGACCACUUACUUUUACACAGACAACACCCCGGCACCAAUGUCUGGGAUGGUGUUUCCUACGUACCAUAUCUAUCCCUCCUCUGCACCCAAUGUGGCUUACAUGCAGCCAAAAGCCAACGCCCCGUCCUUUUUCAUGGCUGACGAGCUCCGGCAGGAGUUGAUUAACAGACAUCUAAUAACCAUGGCCCAAAUUGACCAGUCAGAGAACCCAGAUGUACCGUCUGAGGUGGACAGCUACCACAGUCUUUUCCCCCUCGAGGCUCUCCCACCACCAAACCGCAUGCAGAAAACCAGCAACUUCAGUUAUAUCACCUCCUGUUACAAGGCAGUCAACAGCAAGGAUGACUUGCCUUACUGCCUGAGGAGGAUACAUGGUUUCCGCCUUGUUAACACAAAGUGCAUGAUGCUGGUGGACAUGUGGAAGAAGAUUCAGCACUCAAAUGCUGUAACCUUAAGAGAGGUCUUCACCACUAAGGCCUUUGGAGACCACUCGUUGGUCUUCUCUUAUGACUUCCAUGCAGGUGCAGAAACGAUGUUUAGCAGACAUUUCAAUGACCCAGCAGCAGACUCGUACUUUACCAAGAGGAAGUGGGGUCAACAUGAGCCUCCUCCACCAAGGCAGCAUGCAGGUCUACUGCCAGAGUCUCUCAUCUGGGCUUAUAUUGUCCAGCUCAGCUCAGCCUUGCGCACUAUCCACACUGCCGGCCUCGCCUGUCGGGUCAUGGAUCCCAGCAAGAUUCUCAUUACUGGCAAGACCAGGUUACGGGUGAACUGUGUGGGCGUGUUUGAUGUUCUAACGUUUGACAACAGUCAGACCAAUCAUCUUGCCCUGAUGCCACAGUACCAGCAAGCAGAUCUAGUGUCUCUGGGCAAGGUGGUGCUGGCUUUGGCUUGUAAUUCCCUGGCUGGCAUUCAGAGGGAGAACCUGCAGAAGGCUAUGGAGCUGGUGUCUAUAAACUACUCUUCAGACCUCAAGAACCUCAUCCUGUACCUUCUGACUGAACAGUCACGCCUGCGAAGUGUCAAUGACAUCAUGCCAAUGAUUGGAGCUCGUUUCUACACGCAACUGGAUGCAUCACAGAUGAGGAAUGAUGUCAUCGAGGAGGACUUGGCCAAGGAGGUGCAAAAUGGUCGUCUCUUCCGCCUGCUUGCCAAACUGGGCACCAUAAACGAGCGUCCAGAGUUUCAAAAGGACCCAACGUGGUCAGAGACGGGUGACCGGUACCUGUUGAAGCUUUUUCGGGAUCACCUGUUUCACCAGGUGACGGAGGCGGGGACGCCGUGGAUUGACCUCAGUCACAUCGUCUCCUGCCUAAACAAACUGGAUGCAGGCGUUCCUGAGAAGAUCAGCCUGGUGUCUCGAGAUGAGAAAAGUGUGCUGGUUGUGACCUACUCGGACCUGAAGCGCUGCUUUGACAGUACCUUCCAGGAGCUGCAGGCUGCUGCUGCCGGCUCCCUGUAGCGCCCUCCCCGGGCCCGGGGCGGGAGUGCCCUGGAGCACAUUUUUGCACUACAGAGGACCAGGCUCACAGACGACAUCAGCACAGGCAUCAGCGGGGCAGGGCUUCGUGAACCUCAGUCACAUACACUGAUCCCUGUCCACCAGGCUUUUCUAAAGGUGUUAUUUUUUUUUCCAAAACCCUGCAGCUGAAAAAGUGAAAACAAAAAGAACAAAAGGAAAAAAAAAAAGAAAAAGGACAAAUAUGGAAGCUGUGAUGUACGACAUUUUUUUAGAUUUGGGGAACAAAACCUGAAACAAAACAUGGAGUUUUUUUUUUCCUGCUUUUAAUGUUUGUUUCUACAGUUGGGGGUUUAUUUUUCUGAGGAGGAUGCACUAAGAUUUUAAUUUUUUUUUUUUUUUGGUCAAUUUUUUUAUUUUUAUGAGUAUCUGUGAGUGGCCUACAGGGUGCACAGAGAGCUUAAGUCACACACACACACACGGACAAAUUGCCAGAACAGACUCACAAUUUUCAGAAACGACAAAAAAAAAAAAAAAAAAAAAAACAGGAAAAACUCCAGCUUUCUGUUGACUCUCUGCCGGUUGGAGACCACACCCCUUCAUUCUAACGCACUAGGAGAUGGGACGCACCACUCAAGGCUUUCAUUGGGAUGGGAUGGGACCCUUUUCAUGGAAUGGGUCAACCCACUUUUGCCUUGAUUGUUGGUUCCCUUUGAGAAAGGUAAAACCACUUGGGUGGAUGAUGAAAUAAUGAGAAUUUCUGACAUUUUCGUUCAGCAGAUUGAAGAACUGGUGGCUCAUAUUUGCGGGUGGGCGGCCACGCUUGGACUAGGGACCAUGAUUUAGAGGUGAAAUGUGGUUUCUCUUGGCACUGAGGAAGGGGUGUUUUCUCCCGAGACUGUCCACCAAGUGUUUGUUACAUAUGCAGCAACCACGUUUAUUAAUAGACACUGUUGUAACUUCAACUUCUCUGAGAUGGGUCAUUUUAGGUCUGCUGUCCAGCAUUUGGCUUCAGCCCUUGAGUGAGGCUUCUUUGAGGUGGAACCACAGCUGCCUCUUUGUGGAAUGUCCUUAUUUCGUCCCACGCCUGUCCUCUUACUCCCAACGUUCCUGAUCUGUCCCUGUUUUUCUUUGUUACCCUACACUUCACUUCCUCUCAGCAGGUCUACAUUUUGAGAAAAAGUGACGCGUUUGUGACCUUUUACCAGCCGCUUUUUCCUCUUUGCUCUGCUGUUGUGCAGGAGUGCACGAUGGGAAACGGGAGGGCAAUUAACUUUUUUGCCACACUUUGCUCUUUAUUAUUCUGUGGACCAAUUCCAGCAGGGGUUUUAGUUAAUGGGGAAGGACUUGAGGGUAAAGGAGGAUGGGAACACCAACUGUAAUUUGUUUUAUUUGACUUUUUUAGGAUCAUGAAAUAAACGAUGCUGCUGGAGACAAAGCAGUGGCGCUGGAGGUUGCACUCACCUGGAUGGCUUGGAUUUCUCUCAGGAUGACAAACAGCUGGAGGGGCCCAAUGAUUGAAUGUGUUUGGCUGUCAUUGGCCGCCACCUGUCCAGUCAGAUAGAUGAGUUUCAGUUGAGUGGGCGGGACAUCUUCAGAUGGAGGUUUUAGGAGGUUAAUUAAAGUUUGAAACUUUUUGGAGAUCAUGCUGCGAGGGAUUUCGUGUUGCCCUGAAGCACAGAUCUAUUCUCAUUUGAUUUUAAUAGUCAAUAUUAUUCUUCAAAUAUCUACUUUACCCAUAAAAACAACAAUUCAAGCUCUGCCAAACCACUCGUCUCGAUUCUUCUGCCUUUGUUUUAUUGCGUGAACCUUCACACACGAUGGAGCAUUGGGCAGCUCGGCCACACGUAGGAACCACACUGUCAAGUCAAGGUGAAGUCCCGAAUCGGGCGCCGUCUUGGCUUCUGUUACUUCUCAGAAUGUCCUCAAAGCUGAAGGUCUGUUCUUGAAGGCAACAAAUGUGUUGGCCGUUGACCUAUUAGAUCAUGUUACUUCCUGUUUUAGUGAAAUGAACAGACAAAACUCAUUUGGUGAAUGUGGUGCUUUAGAAAAACCCUACACACAAGUUCACUCAGACGCCAACACCACCACGUCCUUUGCGUCGACGGUGUUGGUGUCAGAACUCAUGUCCCUUUCCUCCACCUCCAUACACACACACACACACACUCACACACACACACUCCAGUUAAUAUCAUCAAUGAACACCAUCUCCUCCCCCGCAGCAAAAAACCUACAAUCACCAUCUUGGUAUGUUUUUUUGCCCCUCUUGUGUUCUUGUCUCAGAUUUUGCAAUAUUUGUGUGUACAGCAGUAUUUUAAUAAAGAAUAUGAAAACUGA